UUGACACCUCUUCACUCACUCACUCCACUCAUUAACCAAAACCAAUCUCUAUUUUUGUUGACGAAUCGCUCGUUGCGCUGAAGCUGACUCUGCUUGAUUUUUGUCUGAUUUUAUCGAAUAUCUAUCUGUAAUUUCAGUUUGCUAUUAUGAAAUAUAACAGUGCUUGUGACUGUCACUGUACUGUUUAGUUAAUUCCAUUAGGUAUAUAGCCAAUGAUUUUACGUCAAAAUGUACUUUCCUAUUGGUUGGCCUAAAGUUUUGAAGAAUCUGGGUGCUGAUAAUCAAAUUAUAAAGCAAAUAGUCUCAAAUGUGGACAAAAUAUUAUUUGCUUCGUUAAGUGAUGACUGUUUAAGUGUCUGGUACUGUAAGCCAUCCGUGCCAAUUGUGUACCACAAAAGAAGUACAGACUCCAUCCAUAGAUUGGGAGUGAAUGUAGGUGUUGAAUGGAAACCUGACUCCUCCAUGAUAUGCAUUGCUACAUCAGAAGGACACUUAAUUCUGUACAAUGUGGAGUGUCUCAGUGAGCAGACAGCGUAUCAGCAGUAUGACCCACCUAAUGCAAGCCUGCGCCGGGACUCCGCCGAACUGUUUGUGAAGGAGGUCAUACCGUCAUUGAAAAUCACAUUGUUAAAAGAGGUGUUAGUAUGGGAUGGUUUGAUCACGCGCAUGUGCUGCAUCUCCGGGUCGGAGAUCCUCGUGUGCACGACGCGCGCGCACCUGCUGCGCUACCGCUGGGACGGCUCCCAGAACAGGGACUACUGCCUCGACCUCGGCAGGAUACCCUUUUCUAUCAACCAGCAAGUUUCCAAGGCGGAGCCGAUACUGGAGGACAACAUACACGUGAACGACAUAGAAUAUUCGCCUCUAGUGUGCGGCUUCGGAAUCACUCUGAAUGAUGGGCGUGCGGCGUAUCUUACCGCGCCCAAUCUCAAAUUUGACCCUAAUGCCGUUCAAGGCAUUUGGGCACAGGGCAUUGACGAUGCCACUUGUACAAGAGUUAAUCAUAAGUUUAGACUUAUCGCCAUUGGCAGAAAGAAUUCUCAAGUGGACGUGUUCACGAUAGACGAGGCUACGGGCGGACUGGAGCUGUCGCACACUAUGCUGCUCAGCUCCAAGGACUUCCCCGGGGACCCCGGCCCUGUUAAGUGUAUGAGAUGGUCGGCCGACGGUCGCGCAGUGGCCGUGAGUUGGGAGCGGGGCGGAGUCUCAGUGUGGAGCACGUUCGGAGCCCUGCUGAUGUGUUCGCUGGCCUGGGACCACGGGCUCUACCACGACCUGGGGCACCACAACCCGCUGCGGGUGCCUUGUUUGGAAUGGGCGACAGAAGGCUACCAACUGUGGAUGGUGCGGGCGGAGGGGGACACCGCUUCGCAACUCAUCCAGCUCGAUUUUGUCAAGAGUCCCCUCAGUGUCAACCCUUGUAUGAGCAACCAAAGGCACUUAUAUCUACAAGCCGAUGACAAACUAUACGUGAACCUAGAAGAUAAUCUAACUAAACGGACGAAAAUCUCAAUCAUUGACGCCACGGCCGACGCUUACCACAUCGAGAACGGAACGACAGAAAAUAAUAACUUGGAGUUCGACAGCAGCGCCAAGUACAGGGAGUUUGUGGAUGAUAACGAGUGUAGGAAGCAAUGGAUUGUGCUUCCGUUGCCGGCUACGUACAUCGCUACCAAUUGGCCGUUGAGGUACAGUGCAAUAGACGAAGAAGGCCUAAACGUAUGUGUGGCGGGUCGGGCGGGGCUUGCGCACUACAACUGCGCCGCGCGGAGAUGGAAGCUGUUCGGCAACGAGGCGCAGGAGAAGGACUUCGUGGUCACCGGCGGCAUGUUGUGGUGGAGAGACUAUAUCGUCGUGGGUUGCUACAGCAUCAUAGACCAACACGAUGAAAUUCGCUUCUACCCGCGCGAGGCAAAACUCGACAAUAAAUUCGCGAAGAUCGUUCGUGUACAAUCGCAGAUAUUCGUCUUAGAUAUAUUGGACGAUCAGCUUGUAGUGUUCGGUGCUGAUGCCCUAGUAACGAUAUACGAGCUGAGUACGGACCAAGAUGGCAGUAUAGACAUGCGGUGUGUACAAGCGGUGGACAUCUCCGCUCUGUCGCACCCCGCGUGCGUGGUGUCGGCGUCGCUGUGUCGGCUGCGGGACGUGCACUCGCGGGGCUCCGCAGCCCCGCUGGCUGUGUCCCGGCAGCCGGACUCUUUGGUGAUCAAUGCGAGCGGCAAGCUGAUGAUGGUGCAGCGUGAAGAAUACGACACAGACGACGAUAACAAUCCUGCUUACAGCUGUUUACCAGCGACAGUCUUAGCAUCGUGCGUGGAAAGCGUCUGGUCAUCAGGCAGUGGCACCCCAUCCCAAACUCAACUCUCAAGGGCUCUCUGGCUAUGGUGUGGGUCCCUAGGAGCCCGGGUGUGGUUACCACUGUUGCCGAGAGACGCGACCAGACAUCCAGACACGUCGAGACAUACCUUCAUGGCGAAGAGAAUCAUGCUGCCCUUCCAUCUCAAUAUCUACCCUCUAACAAUUCUUUUUGACGAUGCGAUUUUACUGGGCGCUGAAAACGACACAACACUAUACGCGUCUGAUUCAAACUCAGUAUUCUCGCUGCCAUUCUGCGUCGUCAAUAGAACAAGUCAAGUAUACCUCCACCAGAUUCUCCGCCAACUUCUCCGUCGCAACUUAGGCUACCACGCAUGGGAGAUCGCGCGGUCUUGCGCUCAGCUGCCUUACUUCCCCCACUCCCUGGAGCUGCUCCUCCAUGAGGUGCUGGAGGAGGAGGCCACGAGCAAGGAGCCCAUACCUGACGCUCAACUGCCCAGCGUCAUCGAGUUCGUUCACGAGUUCCCGGUCUAUUUGCAGACAGUAGUACAAUGCGCAAGAAAGACAGAGAUAGCGCUAUGGGCGUACCUGUUCUCAGCAGCUGGGAAACCAAAAGAGCUCUUCCAAGAAUGCUUACAGAGAAAGAUGUUGGACACAGCUGCGUCUUAUCUCAUCAUCUUGCAGAAUCUGGAAAGUUCCGCCGUGAGCCGGCAGCUGGCGACGCAACUGCUGGACACGGCGCUGCAGCAGGAACGCUGGGACCUGGCCAGGGAUCUGGUCAGGUUCCUCAGGGCUAUAGAUCCGAACGACGUAGAUUCACCGCGCAACUCAGUAAACGUACAGGCGAAGUAUGGGCAGAUCGUGCAGUCGCAGACCGUCACGCCGAAUGCUGAAGAUCUAUCUGUUAUACUCGGGACUAUGCAGCUAUCGGGCGGACGCGGACGCAGCUUCAGCACCACAGUGUCGCCGCGCGAGCCGUCGCCGCCGCUGCCGGCCGCGCCCGCGCCCGCGCCCGCCGCCGCCCCCGCGCGCGCCACCGCCGCCGUCAAGAGGAAGAAGUCUGUGCCUGCGAGGUCCGACAGAGAAUCGCUAAGCGGCACAGCGGAGGAAUUCUUCAUAGACAUGAUGAUCCAACGUCACGCACGCGUGCUGCUAUCAAGCGCUAGACUACUGGCCCUGGGUCGGCUUGCGGCGGCUCUGGACCUGCACCUGGUGGCCUGGCUGGCGGGGGAGAGGGAGCGGGCGGCGAGGGUGGACAACGCCGUGCUGUGUUUGAAGAGGCUACACGAGGACUUCAGCUGGCCCUACCCCGCGCUGCAGCCGGAGAUGGCCAGCGAUAUUGUUAAGGCCGCGUCUAUUGGUCCGUACACGCCCCCCGCGGAGGACAGCCUGUGCGGAGACAGCGGCUACAUGAGUCUGCCGCUGUGCGCCGCGCCGCGGUCGCCGGGGCCCGUCAGUUCGGUGGGCGAGUGCAGCGUGGCGGAGGGCGGGGCGGUGUUGUGGGCGGCGGAGGCCAGCGACGCGGGGGAGGAGAGGCGGUACGCGGCGCUCAUGGAGAAGCUGCACCACCAUCAGGCGGAGAGGGGGUCCCAUACUGCGCAUGUGCAGCUUAGAUACUUCCUGCAGUUGAUGACGGAAGCGAGCUGCGUGGAGUGGGCGCUGGUGGUGGCGGUGGCGCUGCGCGACGCGCUGGCCGUGCUGCGCACCGCCAACGCUGCGCGCGCGCACGACGUCAGUCUGCGCGCCGUGCGCAGGCUGCGUGCGGCGUUGGCGGCGCUUGUGGCCUGGACUGAUGCUGACUGCUUAGGUUACAAGCCCUUCAUGCUGGCGAUCAGCAACCAGAUACCAUUCCUGACUUCGAUCAUCAACACUCGGGAGCGACGGAUCUCCAUGGUGAAGUCCCGGGUUCGAACCGCGAGCACCGGAUCCCUCACUCAAGAACCGAAAACGAAGCCCCAACCCCCUUCGGAAAAAUUACCGCCGCCUCAAAAAGCUGAAGUGUCAAAACAGUCGACGAGAAAAGAUUCCCCCAUUUCACCAACAGAACCGCAGAAAAUGAUAAUACCACCCCCCGCUAUGCCUCCGCGAGAGGACGUGUCCACCGGUUGUGCCAUAAUGUAAAUUUGACGCUGAAUCAAACGGUAUUCAAUACUAAGAAUCGAUUUUAAAUAAAUGGGAAAAAUAAUUGAUAGGAAAAGCAAAGGUUGUAAACAAAUAUCGCAAAUAAUUUUAUUCAAAAAUCGUUUACAUGUUCAUAUUUUGUUUUGCCUUUCUAUUUUAAUAACAUAAUGUAUGGAUAUAAUCCUCCAUAAAUAUAAAAAUGUAUUGAGGUGGUAGUGCGACGCACACACUAUCGAGCCGAUUCGCAAGAAGACGCAGCAAACUAAUUACAGUGCACCAUUGUGACGCAACAAAAACCACACCGCGAUGUGAUUGGUUCGCUGCGUCUCAACUUCCGACGAUCGAUAUCAAAUGGCAAAGUCGCGCUACAACUCCUAACCAGUUACAGUUCUCUUUUUAUAUCAUCGAUUCACUUCAUUGGUCAGUGUACCCGUAUUGGAUAGUGUACCUUUUCGACUUAUAUUUUCGUGUUUGGUGCUGAAUUAUUACGUAUAAAAUUUAUUUAAUAGCUAAUUAUGAUAUUAUUACUUUUUAGGUAUUGAAAUUUUUCCUUCUCUAGUCUCUUAUAUACUUUGUAUGUAUAAAUGUAUCUAAUAAUAAACAUUUAUUGUUAUCGUCAUUGUUUCAAAACUAGAUUUCAAUAUAGUUAUAUUUAUUAUAAUUGACAAGGUUGAGGUUUCUUAUGAAUAAUGUGUAUGUAACUUAGUUUUUGUAACAUAAUUAUGUGUACAUAACACAUAAUGUAAUUAUAUAAUAGAAAAACGUUAUUGUACUUAUGUAUAUUGGGUGUUGCGAAACACUGGCUUCUGUAAUAUUGUUAACACAAAUUGUUUCAAAAUUUUACAUAAUUUAACAUUAUUUACCAUAUCGGAUAUAAUUUUCCAUUGUGGUUUUGGAAUUUAAGAUAAUGUCGUAAUCAAAGGACGCCCUUUGAUUACGACAUUAUUCUACGCUACUCUGCUUCGUCGAGCGACUCUACAUCUUAUUCACAAAUCGUGCGUGUGUGUAGGCGAUGCGCGACGUAUUCUCUCCCUCUCUCACACCUCGCACCGGCAUGUUUCCGGUGUCUUCGGGACUGUGCCGCGAAGCCCGGGGUCAGCUUAAAAUAAAAUUAACCUUAAAAUUUUUAAGAUUCGUCUGUGAUUUUACAACACGACGCCUGCCUGAUGUAAACUUCUAAGAAAAAACAAAUUUCACACGUAGAAUUUGUGCUUGAGACGGGUGAAUUCGGGCACUCGACGCAUGCGCUUGCGCCGGCUCGACGCAGAAGACUCCCAAUAAAUAAAUGGAUUAAAGAAGUAUGUAGUAGAUAAAUAGGUUCAUCUGUAUUAUUGUAGUGACGGACACGUCUUCCUCGAUGAUAUUAAUGUUACGAACGUGAAAAGUAUUUCGAAUUUUUAUGCGUUGAGGUGAUUUUGUAUGAAUAGUACUUAGAAUGUAUUUAUUAACUUAGAUUAGUUAGUGUAGUACGAAUAUUAAAAUAAUUCCCACUUAGGACGACCAUACAUUGCAAUAUUAAUUUGUUAUCGAAUAGUCUGGUAAUAAGUUUUUAGAAUUUCUCACCAAGAAAAAUAUCACAUAUAAUAGAAAUAUUUAAAUAGUUUCAAAAGUUACACACGCUUGUUAAGCAUACUUGCAAUAUAAAAUCUCUUUCAGUCUAUCAAAAAUGUUAUUAGCCCAUUAUAAUAAUUUAUAUGUUGUGAAUCUCACCAAAUACUGCGGUAUAAUAUGAUUGAACAUGUAAGUUAUAGUCGCGGGAAAAGGCUUCGAAAGUACGCUGCUUCGUUGAGCGUCGUUGCGUCGACUUACAUAGGUUUAACGUAGACGUCAUUGGGCGCACGCAAUUCUGCCAUACAAUUCUGCGUUGAUCCGAUGCCGGAACGAAACGAAGCAGUGAGGUCUCACUCUUUAAGCGGAAUAACGAUAGAAAUUUGCUCAAGUGUUUCCGUUCCAAAUUUAUCGAUGCAUUCAGAAUAUUUAAUCGAAUUAGUAUGAUACUUGCAACGAAAUUGCCACUGAACUGAACUGAUAUUAGUAAUUUUUUGUCAUGGUUUUAGUAAAUUGAUGUGAUGAGUACAUAAGAUUUAACUUUUGUCACUGAGAGCAUGUCGACAUUCUAAACCUGUACAGUUUUUUUAACAGUUUGUACAAUUCCGAAUACCUCAGAAUGCGCGUAUAUCGUCAAACAUUAGGCGCUAUUAACGUAAUUUUGUGGUUUGCAAGAUUUCCCGUCGUAAUAAAAAAUUAAAAAUAGCGCAUCUUUUUUUUUAAAUGCAAAAAUGCUGUUUGAUUAUAUAUCAAGCGACUAACAUCUGUUAAACGCCCUCUGAACCCGCAAUAUUUAACUUCAAUGAUGUUAAUUUUAUGAAGUUCGCGCCUUAGUCUAAAAAGAAAAAUUAACUAAGUUUGUAUUAUUAUUCUCAAAUAAAUUGUAAUCUUAAAGUCAUGUACAAUCCUGUAUUGCAGUUAAAAUAUCCGCCAUCUUGGUGCCAAGUAACCUAUUUAUUUAUAAUAGGAAUAAUUUAUUCUUGAUAUACCAUUUAGUACAAAUAUGUAUAAUAGAUUUCAAUGAUUUAAUUAUACAAAUAUCAAAAUGCCACUAUCUCGAACUACAGAAUACAUGGAAAAAAUGUGAUAUAAUUAAUAGUUUCAAUAUAAAUUAACAUUGUUUUGGUUUGUUUUAAGUAUGACUAUCUUUACAAUCAACAAGAAAUAUAUUUAUUUAAAAUCAUAAGUGAGUAUAUUAAUGUAAAGACUAAUAUUUUGCUACAUUCCAGAAUUUCAUUCGAAAACAUUAAUUUUAAUUAAUAAAAUUGGCAUUCCAAUGAAACAAUCUUGCUUCAUACAUUUUAAAAACUAAAAUAUAGCAAUAAGUAUUUGGAUGUAAAAAUUAGUAUUUUAACAUAUUUAUAAUAAAAUGACUGUAGUAUAAUUACUUAAGUGAUUGUGAAGUUAACAUUACAUUUAGGCACGAUAUUUUGGUCAAUUAUAGUUGUGAAUAUUAUUAAAAUCAAAAUAUGACACUGUUGUCAAACAAUGACGGUGCUAAAAUGUAAUGUCGUUUGUAGAUUGAUUUAAUAUUCAAAGGUCUUAAAAAAACAUAACGCCCCUGAUAGAUACGCGCCGCUAUAGUCCCUGAACUCCAAAACACCAUGAAAAUAUAUUAUACUUAAAUUUAUGUCGCGACAAGGCGGCAAUUAUAAAAUAUAAUUCCCGUUUUGAAAUUGUUAAUAUAAUAUUUUUUAUUAUUAUUAAUUACAUACACACCCAUCUUUUACAUGUUCAAAUAUUAUUCAACUGAAAUAAUUUGUCAUACAGAUUAUGACAAAUUUGAAUAAAAUGAAGUACCUACAUAUUACAAUCAAAAAUGUUCUGUAGUUCGUUACAUUUUGUAAAAUUUUGUAAUUAUAGUCAAUUGAAAUUGAUGUUAUGAAUUCGUAAUUAAAUAAAGUGAUUUUAUAAUA
This is a messenger RNA of Plodia interpunctella (Indianmeal moth), 7901 nucleotides long. It is a transcript of the gene Rich, whose product is annotated as RIC1 homolog. Lineage: Eukaryota; Metazoa; Arthropoda; Insecta; Lepidoptera; Pyralidae. Gene Ontology annotation, biological process: intracellular protein transport; retrograde transport, endosome to Golgi. Gene Ontology annotation, cellular component: Ric1-Rgp1 guanyl-nucleotide exchange factor complex; cytosol; Golgi membrane. The record is from RefSeq and is a predicted model, not a curated record. Gene Ontology annotation, molecular function: protein binding. The transcript is spliced from 26 exons. The coding region runs from base 229 to 4437 and encodes 1402 amino acids.